AUGCACCAAACUUCCAUUCAUAUGCUGCAAUACGGAAAGGAGGAUAGAGACAGAGAGAUGGCGGAAAUGCUUUACAAGGCGGCCGCCGAGGGGAAUGUACAAGCCUUGCGUAAAAUCAUUGAGAAAGAUGGAAUUAUUCUAGAGAGAAUUACAGUGGAGGACUUUGGCGAAACUCCUCUCCACGUGGCAGCAAUGUGCGGACACUUAGAUUUCGUCAAAGAAACUCUGAACUUGAAGCCGCAAGGCCCCCGACUGGCCUCAGAGUUGGAUGGCCGGAAGAGGUCUCCCCUGCACCUGGCGUCGGCUAAAGGCCACUUAGAGAUUGUAAAACUGUUAAUAUCGGCUGAUCCUGAAAUGUGUAAAGCCCAGGAUAGAGAUGGAAGAAACCCUCUGCAUCUUGCGGCCAUCAAAGGCAGAGUCCGUGUCCUUGAAGAACUAGUCGGAGCCAGAAGGGAGGCGGCGGAGGACAGGGUGGGUCACACGGGAGAGACCAUUUUGCAUCUCUGCGUUAAGCAUAACCAGUUUGAGGCUCUGAAGUUGCUGAUGGAGAAGACGGUGAAUCACGUGAAUUCCAAGGACGCUGACGGCAACACCAUUUUACAUCUAGCUGUCUCUGACAAACAAGUGGUGGCCAUAAAAUAUAUGCUCAAUCUUCCUCAAAUAACAAUAGAAGUAAAUGCCAGGAAUGCAUUUGGGUUCACAGCAUUGGACAUACUAUUUCAAAGUAGAAGAGAUGUGAACGAUUUAGACAUUAGAGACUCCCUUGAAACAGCAGGGGCCUCGAGAGCAGCACGGAUUCAAUCUGCUACUACCGCAAAUGAUGCCACACCAAUUACACAGGAGAACACCGAAAACGAAAAGCACUGCUGUUUAAGCUUAAUUGCACAAUUCAAAAAGUUCAAUAAAAAGGACCCUGAUCCAGAAAACAAUCUUAAUCAAGGGAAAUGGUUAGCAAAGAAGAGGGAUACGUUAAUGGUGGUGGCAUCCCUUAUUGCAACAAUGGCUUUCCAAGCCGGCCUAAACCCACCAGGUGGCGUUUUUCAAGACAGUACACCGGUAGACUCCCAAGGUAAUCCUAUUGACCCAAUUCCUCAUAGAGUAGGAGAAGCUGUGAUAGCUUAUACUUAUCCAGAUUCAUACAAGUAUUACCUACGGUCCAACACCAUUGGGUUUGUUGCAUCUGUAAGUGUAAUAUUGUUGCUUAUAAGUGGGUUACCAUUCAAGCGCCGAGGUUUCAUGUGGAUUAUGAUGGUGAUUUUGUGGUUGUCAAUCACCUCCAUGGCCUUUACUUACGCAUUUUCCACCACUGUGCUAACUCCCAAGACAGAUAGGAGAGCUCUCAAGCGUACAAUGUAUGUUGCAGUUCCAGUAUGGUGUGGAUUGAUGGCCAUCCUUCUUCUUGCACACACAUUGCGGUUGGCAGCCAAUUGGUUGCAAAACAAGAAAAAGAAAUGGGCGUGGCCGUGUGGAAGCUCUUCAAGAGAAACUACCAGAAAUGCCAUCAAUGGGAGCCAACAACAGGUUUAA
Molecule: messenger RNA, 1527 nt
Organism: Thlaspi arvense
Lineage: Eukaryota; Viridiplantae; Streptophyta; Magnoliopsida; Brassicales; Brassicaceae
Source: the annotation of a GenBank genome assembly